AUGGUGUCUUUGGCUGUGUAUUUUUCGCUGACCACAAAACAGAAGUCAGCUCGUUUGGUAGAAGUUGAUCUGAAUGAGGGCGAAACGCUUACGUAUCAAGUGGACCAACACAUCCAGCUGCAAGGAAGCGAUGUGGAAAACGGUAAAUCUUUUACAUUUAUAGUGUGUACAUCUGUCUACAGUGAAAGUGAUAUUAAUAUUUCUUCUUUAAUUAAAUUCUUCAUGAAUAGCAUAAUAUAUAGAUUUAGCCAGGGCUAAAAGGGAAGCUCCCAUUAAUAAAUUUAUAAUUUAAGUCAAACAAUAAACUUGUGAUCGACAAAUUAGUUAACUUAAGAGCACAUUCAUGUGACUUUUGAGGGAAAGGCUAUUAAGUGAUUUUAGUGUGAAACAAAUCUUACAUCGAGUUGAUAGCCUUAUAUGUACACCCAAAAAAUAGCAAUCAACUUCGAUCACAUUUAUAGACCCCGGCCCUUGAUCACAGUAAAUUAGGCCAGGAAAACUGAUUCUUGGAAAGCAAAUCGGGCCGAAUUUUUUGCGUUCAACAAGUUUACUUUACAAAAUCUGCCAACAAAUCUGGGUGCGUGUAAACUAACCUUUUAUAUUUUUCUUAUGCAUCAUAUCUGAGGUAAAACAGUACUAUGAGGCGCUGUUUUUAUCAUACAGACCUCAGACAGAAUGCAGUAUUUCACAGUUAUUCAAGACAAAUUGCACUCAUUCAAUAUUCAGGGCCAUCGAAGCACGCGUGGGCUUUUAGCAAAGCCGGCGUUCAAAAAAUUUCCAAAAUCACCCAUAUGGCAAGGCGGUUCUCACUUUUAACAAGCGCCAAAUUUGCAGUGAACGUUAAUAGAGUUACGCUUCAACAUAAUAAAGAAGUUAUUGUGUUUAUUUUUUAUUUAAUUGUUUUAUACCGAUAUAUAAUCUUAAAAAGCGUUUGAUACGCGCGGCAUUUUGAGUACUCCUGCAAGCGAUGUUCACGAACGACUGAAAACAAACGGCAAAGCGAUUAAAAUUGCAAGAGAGACAAACUAAAAAUCGAUAAAAGAAACAUAAUUCGGUGAAACACUUACAGAGACAACAAUUUUCAUAUACGAAGACAAGUAUAAAAGUGUCUCUAAAAAUCCAGAGACUUUAAGCUUAAAAGUUAUAAGUUUAUGUUUUGGCUUUCCGGCGUUUGCUGUUUUCAAAGAUCUUCAAAUAUGAGCUCGAGGCAAGAAAACCGCUCAAAGCUUUCUUUCUACAGCCAAAAUUAUAACUAAAUAUUCUUCGGAACGUUUUUUCUUUCUAUUUGCGGUGAGAAAAUAUCGACUAAAGGCUAGUUAAAGUUCUGUAAGUCGAUCAAACCUCAUCCUAGGUCAGAUCAAAUACAAUAAUCAGGGGCACCCAACGAGAAUAUAGUUCAAAACCACAUAAACAUAGCAUUGUUGAACGUACUUUAGUAUUUAAAGGGUGGAUAAAGGCUUAUUUUUAUCCCCUAAAAAUUUUUCAUCUGUUCGGAUUUCCUAGCUGAAAGUAUAGUGAUCCGAAAGGGAUCAAAAUUUACCUUUUCGAAAAUUUCAGCCAGAAAAAAGGCUCCCGAAAAUUCUAGGUGACCUUUUUAGGGUAAAAAUCCGUUAAAAAUGGGCAAUUAUACGAUUUUUUUGAAGUUCGAAAAUCCUAGGAGAGGCAGGCAAGCAAGAAAUUUUUCAGAAAAUGGUCCGAAAAUUCUAGACCUCAAAUCGUCUUCGGAACAGAUAAUUUUCCAAAAAUUGUCGUUGGGUGCCCCUGAAUAAUUGCUCAGGCUACCAUUCGACAUACAGCUCCUGAAAGCGAUCAAGUAAGGCCAGUAUCGCUUGAGACUUUUCAACCCUCUCACGCAUCCAGCAAGGUAAAAAACGAAAACGAUGCCAUCCGAAAUUCCGACUUUGACAAGCGAAGCAUUUCCCAACCAAAAAUUCAAUAAACAAAGCAGCAAUGGCAACAGAAGACUCUUGAUAGCAGCUGUAUUUCAUUUUGUACAUCCAGUGGAAAAAGACAGUUAAAAGCACCACAAGUUGACACAAAAGUCUGUCAGCUUCAAUUGUUAAAGUAAACAAGGUUCAACAUGCUGUAUAAAUUUUCCGCAUGAACUUACCUGUCAAAUUUUGACCAAUCAGAGCAUAAAAAUUGGACGCAGAGCGUGACCAACGCGUGACUAUGGUGAGAAAAGUGAAGAGCAUCUGUCUUCCCUGCCUGUAUUUUUAAAUAACUGGCUGAAUUUUCGCGUCUGAGGUCAGUUUGAAAUCAAAAUUUUAAUAGUGCGGGGCUAUAGUGACAUAAACACAAAAUAUUUCAUAUGAAUUUAUAUUAAAAAAUAAACUUGAGCCUAAGAUCAUUUAAAAACUAGAAACUUCUCAGCGGAUGACUUCAAAAAAAUACUCGACAUGGAUGGGUCGACACCUGAGCCCGCGAUACUGUCAGGUGAUACUGUUCAACGGAUACCUUGUUUUGACAGCUGUCAAUUGAUCACAAUAUUAAUGUGCAAUCAGCUUUCUCCUGGGCUCCCCAAGUAGCUAGAAAGUGUGAGAGUAAAAAUUGGUAUGCUUGUGGUUCGGUCGGACGGUCUGAGGCGGUGUACGGUCACGUGAUUACCAAAUUUUCUGGGAUGGGUAGAUUUACUCACUCAUGGUGCUCCGCUGGCGCGCUUCGCGCGCGCAAGAACUCCGCUAUGAACUUCAAGUGUUUCUUAAACGAAAAGUGAUUAUAGAUUUAGCAAUUAUUGAAUGAGGCUGAGUAGGAUGUGAAGAAUUCUCGAGAUCAAGGAGGGUGUUAUCCACCGCAACGCAUUAGUUCAUAUACCCAUGAAUUUUGCGCUAUAUAAAUAAUAAAGUUUUGUUUACCUAGGCCUUCGGCCUCGGUGGAUAACACCCUCCGAGAUCUGCAGAAUUCUUCAUAUCCUACGAAAGCCGAAUUCAAUAAUUGUUUUAUUAUUCCUUUAAAAUAAUUCCAAGUUAAAAACGAGCUAAGACAUGCUAACCUCGGUCGAUGUAAGUUCAUAUCGAUAAUGCAUCUUUAUCGGGAAGUUUAGGAGAUUAAGGUCGGCUCAGGUCUGCAAAUAUACUCCAAAUAGCAGAUGUUGCCCGUCGAGUUUACUUCUUGCUGUUUUUGCGAUGUUUUUAGACAAUAUUUCGCCGUGAAACGAGUAAAAUGUUCCGCCGACAGUUCUGCCAUUUUGUUCUAACUACCAAAACAACUCAACCUCGUCCCCAGGUUUCUCGGUUAACGGUUCAAUAACCUGCAACCGGCUGCACUUUUGACGUCAUUUUCACGUCAUCCGUUCAAUAUGACAAAAUUCUUUCCAAAUUUGGUCAACAGCAGCUAGUUAUGGUGAGUUGUGCGUGUGGUUUUAACCAACCGGUAAAGGGGAAAUAUUUUAAAUGAAUAAUAUAAAUUAUUCUCUCUUGAUCUGAGGCGACCCAAUGGCGUGUUUUGAAUGGGUCGUUAUCAUGAUAACAUCACCAUCUUCAUUAUCGUUAUCAUCAUCCUCGUCAUGCAUCAAUUGGCUACCCCUUGUUAAAUUAUCUGAUUUUAAUUGGUAAACUAUAUUUAUGGGAUUGCAGAAAGAAACGGGCACUUCCAAACAUUGAAGGUUUCAAAUUUAAAGUAAGAAUUAAAUACCAAGUUGAAAAAUAUAUUUCCACCAAGAAUAAUAAAUUAGAAACCUUUUAUGGAAAUGGCCAAAAGACAUUUCUCCCCUUUAAUUAAGUUCGUGUGCAUGUAAUUAAAAUUUGUAAUCUUUUAUUAGAUACUUUUUUUUUGUUUUGGUUUUUGUUUUAUUUCAGGGUGUACUGUAAAUAAGUGUUAUUUUCUCUUUUAUCUACAUAAUUAAGUAUUAAUUAACUCUUUGUAAAAUAAGCCACAUUCAGCAAUUGCGCGGCUGUUUUUUGGCUGUAAUAUAUAUAAUUGUGAAAUGUAGGUCGUUCAGUAAGUAUGUCUGUUAUUGCGGUUGUUUAGAAUUUUGUAAUUAGUUUCUUUUUAAUUAGUUCUUUGUAAUUAGAGUCAUAAAUAUCUUGAAUUAAAAAAAUGCAUCAAUUGGCCUUAUUGGCAUUAGCCUAAUUGCAGUAACGUUGUCAUGCAAAUCAGAAAUUUAUUAGCCAUGCAAAUAACACGUUUUGAUAUCUUUAUAAUGCUGAUAUCACUUUUGUAGUAUGGCAUAAUACUUUUUUCUUCGUACUUUUUUGCAGUAACCAUCCGUGCGAUAGUGGGCAUCCGGGUUCUCAACAAGACUUCCGAGGAGUACUGGUUCCUAACGAAAUUCAAGUUGUCCCAAUUGGGUGAAAAUCCGGCCAUGAAGGAGCAAAACAUAAUGACAGACUAUUUUCUGGUUCGACUCCAGAUUACCUCAAGGUAAAACUAGUUAAAACUUACCAAAUCAACUUUUUUAUUCAUCGCUAAUUUUUUUUAUCCGCAGACUCAAUUUUUUAAAUCGUUCAGAACAACACCACAAAAGGUAAAAAGAAAUCUUCGACGGCUUUUAGGAUAUGGAGUUACGAAAUUUUUUCUAUCGACGGUGAUACAACUGUGAUUCUCCUUGUCAUGAUUAUGUUAAUUAGAAUAAUUUAGCAUACAUUAGUGUUUCACGUGGUCAUGUAAAAUCACUGAGUCAUUAUAGAAUGCUGGGUCCUAAAACAUGGCACUUGUGUGCGUGUUGUGUUAUAGGGGAAUCCGGAUUUCGGAAUCAGGGAAAUUGUUUGUGGAAUCCGGAAUCCUGGGCUUUGGAAUCCGGAUCCAACUAACGAUUGGAAUCCAGAAUCCAAGUUCCACUGACAAAGACUGGGAUCCAGUACCUGGAAUCCGGAAUCCACGGGGUGGAAUCUUCAAUUGAUGUUCUUAGUGAAUUUCAUGUUUGGUGAGAAAACCCCUUAACCAUUUUCUACGUUCGGCUGAAUCGCCCAGAAAGCUGCCUGAAACAAUCUAAAGUGAUAACUGUCCUUUCAAAUACCAAUAAUGGUUCACACUCCUUUGCUUUCUCCUUGGCCGACUUGUUACUCAUUUUUGAUUUUAGGCCAACAAGCCCCCCAAGAAACAAAACCAGCGAGUCCUUUGAAGUUUUCGGGCCUCCACACAUUCAUCCCGAUCUUCUCCGUGAAGUAUACAGCAUCUUAGAGCAACUACUCCCAGCCGUGCAACGAAACCUGUACGAAGAUGUUGACGGGCAGAAGGCGGCAGAUUCGAAUUCACCCGAUCAUGAAGAAUCUCCUUUGCUUCCUUCCUCUGUUAAAAUGCACCGAAAGGCAGUCACAUCAGACAAGAACAUAAUUCUUAUCAGGAAUCAUUUUGACCGCGCAGAUCUUGUUAACUUGUCCUCCGAAAUUGAUUUUGAUUUGAAAUAUUCCGAUUCGGCGUUUAUUAACAAGAGCAAUGGAAUGAUCACCGAGAGCCGUGCUUAUUUUUCAGAAGAGUUGAAUUUCGGGGAACCAAUUCAUAGUAAUAGCAGUUCUGAUGUUAGAUCUUUGAAAGUAGCUAUGACAAGCCUGGUUACCCUCAUUGAAUUACCAAACUACUUCGAACAGGCGGAAUCCGAAAGAGUUAAAGUCCACCUUUUCGUGAGCCUUUCUCUUCCUAAGUCUAAGAGCACUUUUUCUGUUAAGGAAACACGAAAAGUGCAAACAGGCCGUGCGGUUUCUAAUUUAACCCUAUCACCAUCGGAGACUCCUUUGGCGAACCAAACGUACAAUUCAACCAACUCUUCGAGCAUUCUUCUCACACGAUCCCGACGAUCGACGAACUUAGCUUUCGAUUACUCUUCCACACUGUUUCAAAAGAAGGUACUCGGGAUAAUGGUAAAGGUCACCGCAAGGUAUAAGGUACAAGAAGGCGUCAAAGUGAGGGAGACUGUCGUUCUUUACAUUGGAAGAUUUCACAUAACAUUAUUUGACCGGGCGUACUCAUGGAGUCAAUUGAAGCAGCAAAAACCUCUUAGUUGGUCAUAUUCUUGGAGCAAAACCUUUGUAAGUGCAAGUUCUCUUUUUUGGUAUACUUUCAUUAAGAAUAGACGAUUCUUUACACUGGUUAAAAGAGGAAAAAGCUCUCCUUACUGUGGUUCAAUACUAGACAAAAUUAAAGAUAAACAAAUACGCCGGAUGAAAAUAUAAAGGUGAUUAAAAUUCUAUUGUUUCACUAUCAGGGUGGAAGCAAACAAUGGUCCCUGGUACGUUAUGAGCUACAGUAGAUGACCUCUAUGGAGCAAUCUUUUAUGCGUAUUCUCGCAUUUGUUCCGUUCAGUUUUCAGUUUAGUCAGUAAUUUGAUUAUUUUGUCUUCGGGUAGCCGUGAAGUAUAUCGCCAUUUCCUUGUGUUCACCAAUGCCAAAGUAACUAGGUUGCCUCGCCUCUGCCUGAAAAUGAGGUUACUAAGAUAAAGGGCCCAUGCAAUAUCUAAAACCAACCAAUCAGAUUGCUCCAAUUAUGGUCUAAUAAAUCCUGAGUGUUGGAUCAGGCCAGUUGUAACACUGAAAUAACAUAAUUGCAUUCUUCCUCUCAAAUAUUUAACCAUUCUAGUAAACCUCCUCGGAUUCGAAAGCCGCUUUCAAGUUUUUGCAAGAAGAUCUCGUGUGACCAAGAGAGUAAUUCUCUUGAUGUGACACACUGUCAGAGGCUUUCUAAAAGUCUAAAAAAGCCGCCGCCACAAAGCUGCCGUUCUCCACAUCUAAGUCAGCUGACCUUGUUAGAGACACUGAUCUAUAUAUAAUAGCCACAGUCUGUCUCGUCCCAUAAUUUUUUAUACAAGGGUAAUUUAAAAGUGUAGCCAUUGUUUUAGUCUGAAAACUUGUAAAACUUUUAUUAUAGGCCCCUCUGGUGUUAGUAGUCUUACCGUCUUCCACGAGGAGAAAACUACCCGUCGUUCGGUACUGUAGAAAAUGGCCAUACUCUUUAAUUCUGACAUUCGAUAACUUUCUGUACAAGUUUGACUCCUAUGAACUUGAGAUCCUUUCCGAGAUACUGUAAACUGUUCUGAACUAUAGAAAUGAAUCCUGAAUGAAUUUGAAUGACCCAAUUACAUUCCAUGAUCUAACACUUAUUUACAUCACGUGUUCUCGAGCUAUCCCUCAGUCCUAUCUCGUUUACAACAGGUACUGUACCUGACAUUUCUGCCAGGUAUAGAAAAUGUUUUAGUAAAGACAGUAAGUAGAAAGGGACUGUAAUUUUAUAAAGUAGUAGCCAAGAACUCAAUUGAAUCAAACACAGUAAAGACCCUCGACUAAGAACCUGGUUUUUUAGGCCUGUUAGGCUAAAAUUUGCAAGUUAGGUCCCCUGUAAACAAGAACCCGUUUACCCUAAAAUUUGAAACGGGUUCUUAUUUUCUAAAAUACUUAUUAAAAACUGAAAAUCCACACUUGGGCGAAUAAGAUAAGUCAACAUCCAGAACCCUCUUUGGAGACAUAGGUGUCUUAUCACUCCAACUGCAAUACAAUGGUAUGUAGAUUUUAUAUAAGGAAUAAGCUGAAUAUACCACUAAAUACUAUUAGCUUUUAUGUACUUUUUUCUUCAGAAAAUAAGAACCCAUUUAAGAACCUACGUAGCCUAAACUUGUGCUAAUUACCAUAAACCUGUUUAGGCUAACUUGGGAAAAUGCAAGUUCUUAGUCGCGGGUUUUUGCUGCAAUGGAAGUCCUUUAUUACUAGACGAGAAUUACUAAGUGUGCUUAAGGCAUUUGCAUUUAUUUUUUCUCUUCUCAGGACAUUGCAAUUCCUGUAUUUGCCUUCAGCCUUGGGGCAUCCUUCAGCCUAGACUUUAAAGCCGGUUCUUCAGUAUCGUAUCCUAGAUCACUGAGCAGUUCCAACAUUAAGUCUGCUGUACAGGUUAAUUAUCUAUUUAUCUUCUAGUACUAGACUACUCUUAGCUUAGUGGACCCUAUUUUUAGAAAGACGAACAGUUAACAGGGGUCUUUAUCCCUCUCAUUGAAAAUUUAUCUUGAAAUACUAAAACAAAACUGCCGAUCACACGACUAUUCCACGACUGUGGCCGAUUUAGAGCAGCAUAUUCGUACCACAUAAAUUAAUAGCGGCCCCAUUUCUAGACUUCAUGACCUACUUGGCAGGAGCCAGUUUUGCUCUGAAUACUCCCAAAAGUAGGUGGUUGUUACGGCUAUUGGUAACUCGAACGUUAGAACACUGUACUUUACCAGUCAAUGUGGGGGGAUUCCAUCCGAGUAUUUUAGGCUACUCAGUAGGUGCCCUCAAAAUUGACGGGCGAGAAGUCAAGUUAACGAUAAUCAAAGUCAUUUGAUCAUCUCAUUGCUUUUGUGAUUUUUUGACCGAGACAAAAUCUUUGGCAACGAGUUUCUUCUUUAAUUAAUGACUGUUGAUUUCUUCUUCAGAUUAGGCCUUAUGCCGAAGCCACAGCGAGCAUCCACGGAUACCUCUCUAUACUCUGGGUAAUCAGAGCAGGAGUGUCCGGACAUGGGACCUUAAUUGAUGUUAGUUUGCCUAUGACACUCUCCUUACAAGUACACCCCUAUAUCCAUUGGUGUGCGACUGUGUCUGCCGACCUGACAGUUUUGAGGAUGAGUGCUCGUGUUUACUAUCAGUUUUGUGCGUUUUUCCUUGGUUGUGGUUCACGUAACACUCUUUUUAGACUGGGGUCAUGGAGUGCAAUUAGCUGGAACAAGGAGCUCAUAAAACGCUGUUGAUAAAGGUAUGAGUCGGAAUGAGGAGUCUUUUUCCACCAUUGUUGAUACGCUUAAGGAGGUAAUUAUUCAUAAGCAGGAAGACUAGCAAAUGGUUGGGCAUGGGGUUGAUAAAUUAGUUUUGUGUCCCCUUGAGGGUGAAGUAGGAAACUCUUUAUAAGUGUAGGCAAAAAAGUACCGCUAGGCAUCAUAACCAGUAUGGUUUCUAAAAGUCUAUUAUGACAGAGCGAGGUUUAUAAGAUUAAGUAACAGUUCAACAGGAAGCCAAACUAUUUGCUGCGACAAAUAGCCAGUACAUGUAGUUGACAGUGAAUCCAAGGUUUUUAAAUUAGAGCAAAGUCAAACAUUGAAUCCUUCAAGGUUAUUUACACGUGGAAAAGGGCAUUCUGUAAUUUUUUUUGUCUGGGGAUAUCUAGUGGUGGUUCGGUCAAACUCCCAAACCUAAAUCCACUAGCGUCUAAAACCUACAGCUAUAACCAAAACCCGACUAAAAGCUGCAAAAUUGCCUAAAAAUUGCUGGAAUUUCAGCAAUUAAAACGCUGUGAACUACCCCUCAAAAUUCUGGAAAUUUUAAAGAAUUUUCCUGACACUCAUACCUUCAGACCCCACUAGAUACUCCCCAAUCUUGGAGGUCAUGCAUUUUAAACCUCUCUUGUAAAUAAAUUCAAGAUCCGCCGCAUUUUGUAUUGACUGAGCUGGCGCAAAUUUAGCUUUGUGAAGUGUUCAGGGGCACCCAACGAGAAUAUAGUUCAAAAACACUUAAACAUAACAUUGUUAAACGUAUUUUAGUAUUUAAACGGUAGAUAUAGGCAUAUUUUUAUCCCCUAAAAAUUUUUCAUCUGUUUGGCGAUAGUUUUACACACGCGGAUACACGUGUUUAAAUGAAUAAACUCGCUUCAUCUCUCUUCCAUGUUUUUAAUAUGAAUAAAAUAGGUCAGUUUCCAAUUUUUAAAGUUAGCUCCCUGAAUCUUUAUGCGAAUUUCAUUUGUUUUAUACCCUCUGUCAGCCACGGAGCCAAAUACCAACUUGAACAAUUUGAAACUAGCCUACUACCUUCGCGGCCCUCAGGGUAUAGUCUGAAAUGUCAACCGUCCUUCGCACCAUUCCCAAACGGGCGGCAAGUUGAGAGAGACGUCUGAAUUUCUAGCGUUGUAAUGUCGCCUCCUAAUGUCACAGACUUUCGCGACGUAAGUCGUCGCUGCUGGGAAUUCAGACGUCUCUCUCGCUUUGCCGCCCGUUGGGGUAUGGGACGAAGAGACGGAUGACAUUUCAGACUACAACAUGUAUAUUCUAUCACCUCCUAGCGCUGUUUUUCGCUGUAAACUGGGAACAUUGCGGAGCUCCUUGCUUACACCGGGAUUCAGAAAAGCGGUUUUAUGUCUGGUGAUGACACGUUCAGAGUUAACGCAAAACUCAGUUAGUAUUAAUACCUGUAUGUGGUCUAUCGAUGUAUUCAUUACGAGCGUCUCCUUUACAGUUUUCGGCUUUCGCUCGAAAGGCGAACAAUCUUUUUUCGUUUGCUUUUAUGAAUUAGCUAAGAACAACAUUUAGAGCUAGAGAGAAAUAAUGUUCAGUAAAUAAAGGAAAUGUUCAAUUGUGUUUAAAUCAGUAAAAGCGAAUGGUUUAGUUUUAACUGCAUGUAAUGGUGCGUAAUGGUUUGGUCAAGAAGUUAUUAAAAUAUUAGUGAAAGUCGAUUGAGUUUAAUGUGACGAGUGAAACUAUAGACAAUCACUAGAUUUUUGCUCCAAAAAUGGAUAAAUUAACAGAAAUGACAAGUACAGUAUGUGUUUAUCAUUCUGGUAGAGGGAACAAACCUUUUGAGAAACAUAAAUAUGCAU
Molecule: messenger RNA, 10479 nt
Organism: Porites lobata
Lineage: Eukaryota; Metazoa; Cnidaria; Anthozoa; Scleractinia; Poritidae
Source: the annotation of a GenBank genome assembly